Messenger RNA from Mollisia scopiformis, 1144 nucleotides. RefSeq lists its product as uncharacterized. The coding region runs from base 384 to 914 and encodes 176 amino acids. The record is from RefSeq and is a predicted model, not a curated record. The transcript has a single exon. NCBI's taxonomy places the organism in Eukaryota, Fungi, Ascomycota, Leotiomycetes, Helotiales, Mollisiaceae.
GUCGAGAUGAAGAUAUCAAGAACCGGGAAUAAAGAGGUUCUCAUAACUCAACAAUAGGUUGUUUUCAGCAAAAGAUAUUCUUUGUCAAAAAUCGCUGCCUUGACUCAAGACUGUUAGUGAAUAAUGAAUUGUUUGCUCAUCACGGCGCAGAAUAUGCGAAUCGUCCAGUGAAUGAGGAGCUUCUUGCGUUUGCUUACUCGAUGUCUGCCUUUUUGCUUACCUAGUAUAUUAUUUAGUGGAGGAUUCAGUCAUUGUUGGGACUGAGCCACAACAACUCCAACAGCGUUUCAAAAAAUAAUUCAGGCAACCACGUUCAAGACUUCAAAUACUUCAUCGAGGACCCUCUGCGAUUCAGAAAUUUGAGACUAGGGGGGAAAUACAGGAUGUUCUUUCGCAGCGAACUAUUCACGCUCACACUCUUUCUCCUGAGCCACAUAUUCACAACCGCCUCAGACUUGAACAAUAUGGGCACCAUCGCAGACGUACCAACAGUCUCUGCACUUCUAAGCUCCGCCACGACCCGAUCAACGAAUCAUCUUCGUCGCGCGACUCCUUCCUUCGAGCCUUUCCUUUGGAAAUCAUCACCAAACAGAAUUGCCUUGACUCUCGCACCAUUAAAUUCAUCUACGCCAAUGAGUCAAAAUCCUGGUCCAACAUGGGAUCCAAUUCCCAAUUCCGUCUUGCAAAGUCGAGGCGUCUGUCCGGUCGGUGACUCGACGGCGCCGACUGGUACAGCUUUCCCGCCAGCUAUUGUGACUGGAAUUCAGUCUAGCGAUGGGACAAAGAACGAGGCUAGCAGUAAGGUUGCUGCGACGGUGGCAGCUGGUAUGGUUGUUGCUUGGUUUGCGGUGAGGGUUUUGUUGAAUGGGAUUGUGGAUGUUCCGGUUGUGCAUCUUGAAGGGCUGGAGCUCUGAGUAUUCGAACUGUGGGCGAGAUGACUUGAAAUGCUAGGUGUAAGAUGCAUGGAGUUAGGAUUGAAUUGAAAAUCUGGGAAAUGGGAAGAGGGAAACGUGUUGGAGGAUUGUACUAUGUAUUGUACCAAUAGUGACGUUGAGAUUGACGUUGAGCUUAUGGUUGACCUGAAAGUUAUUGACAGGCUCGAUUGACUUUUGAGUUUUAUUUGAAGGAACUUGUCUCUAUCAAA